This is a messenger RNA of Tachysurus fulvidraco (yellow catfish), 5285 nucleotides long. RefSeq lists its product as uncharacterized. Gene Ontology annotation, molecular function: DNA-binding transcription factor activity, RNA polymerase II-specific; RNA polymerase II cis-regulatory region sequence-specific DNA binding. The record is from RefSeq and is a predicted model, not a curated record. NCBI's taxonomy places the organism in Eukaryota, Metazoa, Chordata, Actinopteri, Siluriformes, Bagridae. Gene Ontology annotation, biological process: regulation of transcription by RNA polymerase II. The transcript is spliced from 2 exons. Bases 359 to 1120 code for a protein of 253 amino acids.
CCUGCGUUGUGUGUGAGAGAGUGUGUAUGUGUGAGCGAGUGUGUGAGGGAGGGGGGUGUGGCCUGCACUUCCACCGGCUUUACCGCACUCACGCACAAUGAGACAACGAGACGGUGAUGUAGGACACCACGUUGGGGCUUAAGGGACACGGGCACGCGCUGGUGGUACCGAGUUUCCUGCGUUUUCUUUUUAACAAGUUGGAUGUGAUUUUUUUUAGUUCGGAUCGCGUUCAUAUGGACCGCGUUUAAGGUCUGGAGAAGUUUUUUUUGUUUGUUUUUUUAUAUAUAGGGACCGGGGUGGGAACCGAGACCUUUUGCGCUUUGUUGUUUCGGCGUGGAAAUACGAUACGCGCGAGAUCAUGUCCGCGUUCGCCGACUCCGAUUAUCUCGCCGCUGAGUGCCUGGUGUCGAUCUCGAGCGGUCCCGUUCUUCACCGGACCAGGGCCCUGGCUCACGGCGAGCCGGACGGCUCGAGCGAGGACAGGGAGGUGCGCGAGACCCUUAGGCUCGAGGGCGCGGGCGAGGAGGCCGACGUAGUCCUCGCGGACACGCACGCCGCUUUCCGGCCCAUGUCCGCCCACUCAGAGAGCAGCAGCAGCUCGUCGUCGAGCUCGUGCGGUGAGAGCGGUUAUGCCACCCUGUGCGACUCGGGCACCGCGACCCCGACCAUGACCCCCACCGGUACCCCGGUUCCGGGACAGACAAACCGCAACGCCCCCCAGCAGAUGUGGGUAGAAACAGCAGCAGCAGGAGGAGGAGGAGCCCCGCGCUCUCCCUCUAAACGCCACCCUUGCACUUUCGACGGAUGUGACCGAGUGUACGGCAAAUCAUCGCACCUGAAGGCGCACAUCAGGACGCACACAGGAGAGAGGCCGUUCCCUUGCACCUGGGCCAACUGCGAGAAGAAAUUUGCUCGCUCGGACGAGCUGGCCCGUCACUUGCGCACUCACACUGGUGAGAAGCGCUUCCAGUGCCCGCUUUGUGCCAAACGAUUCAUGCGCAGUGACCACCUGAUCAAGCAUGCACGCCGCCACCCCGACUUCCUCCCAUCCAUGAUCGGGCGCCGGGGCCACGGCUCGCCCCAGGGUCAAGUGUCCUCUAUCAGUGCACAGUCUCAGUAAACCAGCAGCAUCCAUUUUGCAAACUAAUCCCAGUCAAACACUUUUUUUUUACACAUAAGCCACCUGUUUGAGCGCCAAGUAUUGUUCAGAGCUUUCACUUCCUUCAAAUCCCGUCGCCUCGUCUUCCUUCAAGUCCGGUUGUGAGGUCGAUUUGCCUCAACGCCAGAAUCCUGGUGCAAUUGUAUCAUCCAACACUUGAUGCCAAGACUGCUGCAAGAAUUCCAUGUAUUGUAGAGCCAUUUAGCUCUCCAAGCUUCUCUCUCGCCACAAGCACAACAUGCUAUUCCUUCCAGACAGCGAAGCUAUUUCGGGUUAACAAGAUGGCCGCCCACAACGCAGCACAAUCCUCGCUCUCAGAUUCUUCCGUCGUUUCUGAAAGUCUCAGCCUUAGUUACGUCACUUCUCAGUCAUUUUUGAGAUGUCCUUUUCUCUUUCCUGGUUUAUGGGUGUGGAUGUUAGGCCCCCCUAUUAAACAGACACUGUUUGAAACGACUGUCAUUACAAUUUCGUUCUGCGUUCCAAUACUGUUUUUAAUACAGAAUUAUUGGCAUUUCCUGCAUCACAACACCACACAAAAUACACCCUACCUUUAGUAGGAAGCAUCCUGUAUUUGUAGUGAAUAUCCGCCAGCUUUUUAACUAGUUAACUAUAGAAGCCUGCUACCUAGCUGGCUAGUGCGCUUUAACAGCUGGAUUGUUAAAUAGCUUCUUUGCUUAAGCUAUACAGGUACGGUGUUUUUACGCUGAUUUAGCGAAUCAACGUUGCAAUUUUAAACAGAACGUUGUUAGGUCUUAAAGUCUUCUCGGUUUAUGGGGUGUGUUAAGGUGUUUGAGUGAAAUGUACUUGAUUUCACUUGAAAACCUGAUUUCGAGAAAAUAUAUAUAUAUAUAUAUAUAUAUAUAUAUAUAUAUAUGUAUCUCUAUCUAAAAUUACAAACACGAAUGAUACAAGAUAGUUUGUGGAAGUGGUACCAGUAAGCUUUAAAGCUUAGAGACCCAAACUAAACCUCGUAUAAUUUCAAGAAACACACUUGUGGACACCCCAGGUAAAGUCUUUCUCUGACUUUAGAGCCUGAAGCUCUAAAGGUUUCAUUUUUAAAAAAACAAAACAAAAACUUGGCCGUAAUGAAGCUUGGAAUACCAUUGAAAAUGGUGAACAUUUCAAGCCGUAAUAAACAAGGGUGUACUAUAAACAGUACUGGAAUGCAGUCUUAGAUGGACCACAUCAUCUCUUCACAUGGUGCUCUAUUUACAGUUCUUCUGUAACAUUAAAAAAAAAUAUACCUGUAACUUCGUGGUCAAUCACACGUGACUCACAAAAUGUCCGUUGUCCGUUGUAGCUUGGUUUACAUUGAAUUGCGCCACUGUGCAUGGGGCAGUGGUGUUCUCUAUAUAACUUAACGACGCUGGUUAAUACUCAAACAUUGGUCAUGAAACCAGUGAUGGAAAAUGAAAGAUAUAUUUCACUUGAGAUAUCUUACCUUUCCAUUCUUUGAGGUCUCGAAUAUUGGCAUAAGUUAUUGUUUUUCCUUCUAAAUCUUUUUUGGUUUUAAUUUGCUCCUUCCAAAUAACAGAGGGGCUCGACCGUGACUUCCAUGACCACUGAAAUGGUUAAAUGGUUUGAUGUGCUUUUAGUUAUUUUCACAUUUAAUAAAAAAAAAGAAUUAUAGACAUGUAACCUCAUGCUGAAGCAUUGCAGAUGGCUCGAUGUCCGUGUGUGAGUGAAUAGCUAUGCCUGAAGCUUCUAAAGUAGAGAUGUUAACAUAAAUUAUAAGGAUUUUAAGACCUUGGGGAUAAAGGGCCCUCGACUGCUUAAACAGAUAGGCUGGUGCUCCUUGGUCAUGUGCUGUAUGUAUGUACGUAUGUAUGUAUGUAUUAGAGAGAGAAAGCGCUAAUCUUUCUCUCCAAACACAUCUAUCUCAGUGAACAAUGUAAACACAUCAGGAAUUUCAGAAAGCCUUAAUUUUGCACCAUUGUUUACUGUUACACACUUUCAACCGGUAUCGUACGUCGCAAGGUGGUUUUAAUUGUUUCCUACUUUUUUUUCAUCUUCUCCUCAACAAAAAUAAAAUACAAAUAUGCAAUAUUGCACUUUUCUUCUAGGUGAUGCAUCUGUCUGUUAGCGUGAUGGGUAACACUGUAUCCGUCUUCAAAAAUAACAAUAAGUAUUUUAUUUAUAUAUAUAUAUAUAUAUAUAUAUAUAUAUAUAUAUAUAUAUAUAUAUAUAUAUAUAUAUAUAUAUAUAUAUAUAUUAACAAAAGGAACACUGUGGAAUUGGAGCGAGACCCGUCACGGAACACUUAAGUCUCGGGAUGCACCUUUUUUCCAAGUGCUUGAAUAAAGUGCGAUAAAGGGAAGAAACGGACUUGGGUUGUUCACAAAGUUUUUUAAAAAUAUUUCUUUUUUCUGUAUUGUCAUGUUUUUUUUUUUUUUCUUGGAAAAAUAUCAAAGAACUCCAUCGUCACUUUUCUCAACUUUCUUUCCAUCGACGCAAAAAUUUUACAUUUUUUUUUUCUACAGUCUACAAGAUGACUGUAUCUUCAUCGGUGCACAUAAUGCAAUACAAGGACUGCAACGGAUAACUGCAGGCAGUUAUCUGAACUGUAACACACCACAAAGGUCAAACUAAUGACUGCAACAGAUUACAAAGAUAAGGUCAGUCUUUUUCAUAACGGGUGUCAAAAGGAAAAAAAAACCAACACGCCGAUAUUAUACCUCUGGUCUCUUUUGUUUUAAAUGUUUGAGAAUUUGUCUCUCAUGUUGUCCUUUAGUAAAUGUAUUUUUGUUUGUUUGUUUGUUGGUUUAUGGUUUAGCUUUCACCCUACGCCAACAUUUAUCCACGAUGCCUUGUCUUGUCUCAUUUCAGUGGCUUUCGAGUUCAAAAGCCUUUCAAACCCCUCAUUCUUUCCUACAUCUGAUCAGUUUACAGUUAGCACUAGCAAUGCUAAUUCACGACCAGUAAAUUUCCGUCAUAAACACCAUAGAAUCUUAUUUUUCUGGUCUUUGAUAUAUAUAUAUAUAUAUAUAUAUAUAUAUAUAUAUAUUUUUUUUUUUUUUUGCAAAUGUCACAUGCUGUUUUAUUAGUACUAAAAAGGAAACAAAUACAAUGACAAAAGCUAAUGUUGCUAACAUCCAGCAGUAGCUGGUUAGCAUUAUGCAAGUUAGAUCAUGCUAUCUAUGUUUAGCUUUAUUAGCCAUCUUUAUUAGCCCUUUGUGGAGAAAGUUACUUAGGUAACCUGUAGCGGCCUUCUAGGUAGUAUAUGAUGAAGUCCCUUUUUAAGGCUAGUUUGGUAGGUUAGUGUCUUUUUUUUUGUUUGUUUGUUUUUUUCUCCCCCUCAGUGGGUGUCUUGAUGCAAAAACCACCACUUGUCUCUUGUCAGUUCUGUUUCCUUUUGUAUUGUUUAAUACAUUUCUUCGUCACUAAUCUAUUUUCUUUUGCUGUUUUACUUUUUUGUGUGUGUGUGUGUUUUAAAUUUUAUCUUCCUGUGUGUCAAAAGAAUGCUCAGUACAAAAAAAAUGUUAGCAUUACUAGCAAUGAACAGAAGACUUUAACAUCCCUAAAGCAGUAUCUGCUGUCUCUUUCGUUUAUCUUAAUUCUUUUUCUGUUUCAAAAUGUCUCACACAGAACAUGCAAAUGUUUUGAACACUGAAUAGAUCAGUUUUUAUGCAAAUUAGAUCAUCCUAACCUUUUACUCUUUAUUGGCCAUGUUUGCAUUUAUGAGUCAAGCAUUCCUUUGACGGUCUUGUGUAACCUAUAAAGUAUGUAUAGUGAUACCCUCUGAGCUAGUUUAGGGUAAAAGCCUGUGUAACUGGAAUAGUUUAGCUGUUAAAUGUAGUGCUAACAGCUAGUAAAACUUGUUGGGCACCACAGUGUUUUUAUAAGUCUGUCUAAAUGGUAUUUUUUCCCCCUUUGUUUUGAUCAGUUGUAGUGAGAGAUAAAGCUAAUUCCGGUUUAUAAAACCGCCUUCUUGCUUCGUGUCAAUCCAAUCUUGACCUCAUUUAUCCUAAAGCUUGUUUUGUACACACUAAAACCAAAUACACUCCAUUUUUUGUGUGCAGGUCAGCGAUCACACUAGUAAGUCUGUCAAGACUGCGUCAAAGUCUCUUUCCUUUUGACAAGUUUAUGACCUCAUCAGGAUUCUGGCUUUACUGCAUCUCCUCAGGUG